CGUUCUGUUUUGGAACCUUCGGCGUUCAGAGGCGUUGCGCAAUGAGCGAGGAGGAGGAAGAGGGCGGAGGGGGGAGUCCGAAGAGACUCUACCCAGCGCUGCCGGUUUGGGUGGUGGAGGACCAUCACGACGUUCUCCCUUUCAUUUACCGAGGCAUUGGUUCGAAGCACCUUCCAGCCUGCAACAUCAGCUUUGUCCAUUUGGAUUCUCACCCAGAUCUUCUCAUCCCUGUGAAUAUGCCUGCAGACACAGUGUUUGACAAAGAAGCUCUGUUUAGUGAGCUAAGUAUUGAAAACUGGAUCAUGCCUGCUGUUUAUGCUGGCCAUUUUUCACAUGUGAUAUGGUUACAUCCAGUGUGGGCUCAACAAAUUGAAGAAGGGACCCAUCAUUUUUUAGUGGGUAAAGACACUUCCACCACGACAAUCAGGGUCACAAGCUCUGACAAUUAUUUCCUUUCUGACGGGCUCUAUGUCCCUGCUGAUCAGCUUGAAAAUGAGAAGUCUUUGCAUCUGAGUGUCCGCCUGGUGAAUCCGUCCAGAUCUUCUGACAGCCAGGAAGAAAAUCAUCCUCUGUCGUCGGCAAAGAAGCUCAAGUUGAGUGAACCCAGUGCAGCAAACGCCAACGUUGCCUCAUCAUCAAAGGAAGAUGGGUUCCCCCUUGCCCCCAGCUGUCCAGAUGUGGAGGCAGAAGGCUUGGAAAAAACAAGGCCUGGCCAUGAGAAAACUGUGGAUGUUCAGGAUCCUUCUGCAUCCUGUUCCUUUGGGAAUCACACUUGCCAGACGACGGAGCUGGUCAAAGACAUUCUCCAAGUGUUGCAAAAAGGCAGUGCUUUUGUUUUAGACAUUGACUUGGAUUUCUUUUCCGUGAAGAACCCUUUUAAAGAAAUAUACACUCAGGAAGAAUACAAGAUUUUGCAAGAAUUGUAUAGUUUUAAGAAGCCUAACAGCAAUUCAUCAGAGGAAGACUUGCUUGACUGUGUUGAGAAUCGCAUCCGCCAGCUGGAGGAUCUGGAGGCAGCUUUUGCAGAUUUGUGUGACGACGACAGCGAAGAGAACUUGCAAAGAUGGGCUGCACAUCCUGGGAUGAAAAAUCUACUUCAGCUGGUGCAUAGUUUGAAAAAUCGAAUGGGAACCCCUGACUAUGAGAUGGUCCAUCAAGCUGGACUUACAUGUGACUAUUCAGAGAUUCCUCAUCAUGUUAGCACUGAAAAAGAGAUAGAUGGUCUUGUACAGUCUGUAAAGCAUGUCUUGAGAAACCUGCCAAAACCAACACUUGUGACAAUAGCCCGAUCCAGCUUGGAUGAUUAUUGUCCUGUAGAACAAGUUGACCUCAUACAAGAAAAGGUUCUGGACGUGCUGCGCUUGACAUAUGGCACCCUGGAUGUUCAUUUAGAAUACCUUGAGAAUCCGUGUCCUUCUGGAACUGAAUCUUCUUCCACAGCCUGAUUGUUGUGCUGUAGUUGUGGAAGCAAAAACUCAAUUUGACAAAAGUAGCUUUGUUCUUUACAGAAAGGUAUCCUAUAAAUGCAAAGGUCCCAUCUAAAGAUUAGCUUUUCAUGAUAUUUGCUGAAUGAGGCGCAUCAUCCAGAUUCCUUUUUUUAAAAUCACCACUAUUGUUACUUUGGUUUUUCUUUUGUAGGUUUGCUUAUAGGAAGAAGUGAGGAAACCUGAGAAAUAGAUCUUCUUGUGUUCCUAGUUUCUUGCAACAAACUGAGCCGGGCAAUCUUUGGAGGGAGUAGGAGAUCUUAUUUUACUCUGUGACCGUUGAAUUGCUUUCUUCAUUGUUUCUAGUUGGAAAGUAUUGUUUAAUUGCAUUUUACUUUAAAACAGUGGCUAAUUCUG
Anolis carolinensis (green anole) is the source of this 1841-nucleotide messenger RNA. It is a transcript of the gene c4h5orf22, whose product is annotated as chromosome 4 C5orf22 homolog. Bases 42 to 1445 code for a protein of 467 amino acids. The transcript is spliced from 9 exons. The record is from RefSeq and is a predicted model, not a curated record. Lineage: Eukaryota; Metazoa; Chordata; Lepidosauria; Squamata; Anolidae.